UCCAGCAGAUGGCGAUGAUGAGCACACGCAUUUCUCCAUUGUCUCUCCUUGAACCAGGAAGCAGGCUUUCUGUGUCGGAUAGCAGCGUUAAUUUUCUUCUAUUAUAUUUUCUGGAGUGAAUAUUUAUGUUUCUGCAGCAACAAUGACUUCAUUUCAGUCUCUGAGAGACUUUAUCAGGGAGCGACUGGCCGCUGCUGCUGAGGAAAUAUUCACAGAGUUUGAUAAAACCAUCGUGCAGUACGAGGAAGAGCUGGAUCGUCAGCGGAGACUGCUGGAAAUCUGCUGGAAACCUCAAAUAAAGCUACACAGAAUAGAACUCACAAAGCCUUGCGUUUUGAAGGAGGAUAAUGUUCUCACUGACCAUCAGCUCUCCAGCAUAGAGAUGAACUCCAGUUUGGACCUAGAGGAGAUACAAUCUUUAUGUAUGCAUGAAGAACUGGGGAAACCAGAUCCUCAACAGAUGAAAGAAAACCAAGAAGAAACCGAACCACUACAAAUUAAAGAAGAACAGCAGAAAUCCAUGAUAAAGGAUGAACAAGAGGAACUCUAUAUCAAUCUGGAGAAAGAGCAGCUUGAACAGCGUUGGCCAACUGAUUCCUUCAUAGGAGUCACUAUUCAUGAGAAAACAGAGAAGAGGAAACCAGAGUCAAACAAGGACCAACUCACCAUUCAGACUUCCGCUAAGCCUGAGAAGCAAAACCGGGGAAGGAGGAACAAUGAAGAAUCUCAAUCAAACAGGGCUGACGAACUAGAAGAAAAGAGUUUUCAGCAUUUCAGAGUUGAAACUGGGAAUGUUGUUAGUCCAGAAGCAGAAUGGCAGGAGAUAAUGCACACAAAUUGCAAUAUUUCAGCUUGUAAAGUUUGUGGUAAAGUUUUUGCUCCCAGUAAUUUGAUUGAUCACAUGAGAAUUCACACAGAUGAGAGGCCCUUCUCGUGUCUAACUUGCGGAAAAAGCUUUACAAUGGCAGCUACAUUGAAGAUUCACAUGAGAAUUCACACAGGUGAGAAGCCUUUCUCAAGUAUGACUUGUAGAAGAAAUUUCAGUGAUAAAGCCUGUUUAUCUCGGCACAUUAGAACUCAUACAGAUGAGAAGCCGUUUUCCUGCUUGAUCUGUGGAAAAGGAUUUCCACAAAGAAGUAAUUUCACUGAACACAUGAAAACUCACACGGGUGAGAAACCUUUCUCAUGUCUGACUUGUGGAAAAAAUUUCAGCUUAAAAGGUAGUUUAUCUCGGCACAUUAGAACUCAUACAGGUGAGAAGCCGUUUUCAUGCUUGAUCUGUGGAAAAGGGUUUCCACAAAGAAGUAAUUUCACUGAACACAUGAAAACUCACACGGGAGAGAAACCUUUCUCAUGUCUGACUUGUGGAAAAAAUUUCAGCUCAAAAGCUAGUUUAUCUCGGCACAUUAGAACUCAUACAGGUGAGAGGCCUUUCUCAUGUUUGACUUGUGGAAAACGUUUUGGCGAUAGAGGAUGUUUAUCUCGGCACAAAAAAACUCAUACAGGUGAGAGGCCUUUUUCGUGUAUGACUUGUGGAAGACGUUUUAUUCGAAAAAGUCAUUUGACUACUCAUAUGAUAACACACCGAGGUCUGCAGGUACGAACUUGUGAUACUUCAUUCAUCGAAGUGCUUCAGAACUGCCAGGAGGGAAAUUCAAUGUCAAACAUAACCAUUUAAUAGGUCUUAUUAUUUUCAUUAAAAUGUUCUAUCAUAGUAUGUAAUGGUGUUUUGCUCAUUCAUAUCUGUGUGUUAACUAUAUUCUCUUUAGACUGAGUGAAAAAUUUACGCAGCAGUGGCUAGUACACUGUCAUAUCGAUACAAGAAUUAUUACAGUUUCUAGAAGUGAUAGUUUUCAGUGCAGCAUCAUUAUUGAAACAAUCACAUUGCAUGACUGUAGUGUAAAUAUAAAAGAGAUUUUUUUUUUUCCCCAAAAAACAUUAAAGCUCACAAUUACUCUUAAAAAGAACUGAAAAAGUCCAGUCUUCAAGGGCUGAUGUCCUGCAACUUUUAGAUAUCUCUGCUUCAGCACACUUGGCUCCAAUAUUAGCUCAUUAGCAUAGCUCUGUAGUGCAGGUCUGCAUGCUAGACAGGCGGUCUCACCACUCUGGCCCUCGAGGACUGUAGUUUGAAAGCACUGAUCUAAAUCUUAAUGUAUGUAAAUCACCUCUAUUGAUUUAUGUUUCUACUUUUAUUCCUUUCUGAAAGCAGUGAAGACAAAAGCACUUUAAAGACCCUUCCUUAUACUUUUUAACUCCAAUCUAUAGUUUUUUACACAUUUACCACAAAACAGUUUAUUGCAUUUUUAAAAAAAAAAAUUCAAACUAUUACCCAUAAAAAUCUUUUAUCAUUGAAAAUCAAAACUUUUGUUAUCCUUCAUCUUGGAUGUAGAUAAGAACUUUUAGCUGAAAUCAGUCUCAUCCACAUCUGGGGUAGUGAAUAAUCACCUACACUAGCAACUAAAAAACACUUCACUUGACUUUAUUGUGAUAAAACAGCUGUGAUGUUUUGUUUUUGUGAGCUCUCAUGCAAAUCAGAAACAUCUUUAUACCUGUCAUCGCUCCUAGUCUCUAUUCUUGUUUAUCAUUUUUUCUGUAGUUCUGAACAGAAAAUAGUUUUCAGAUUUGCAUUCCUACUUUUCCAGUUCCUGACUAACAUGCUGUCACCAGCUUGGAUCCUUUUUAUAUAUAUUUUUUUCGGCCGUAAAUUUAACACCAAGCUCAGUUAACUUCAGGUCCAAGUUGUGCUGGCACACAAACACCAAACUGAGCUCUAGAUGUCUGUGGUAAAAUGAUUGGAAAUAACUCUCUCAUCAUAGACAUUUUUUAUAUGUGAAAAGCAAUGAUUCAGUAUUUUCGAACUGAAAGUGUAGACAGAUACUGACAUCUAGUGGAAAGAAGUAAAAUUACUUAUUUCCAGUAAUAAGUAAUUUUAUUACUAAUUAAUAAAAUUAAUAAGUAAUAAAAUCGGAGUUGAGUUAUCUCGAUGGUAUUUGCUUUUUUAAUUGAUGCUCACAUUGCUAUUCUUAUGUGUUUCUUGAUUCUAAUGCACUUCAUCUCAUUUGUAUUUUCCUGUAAAGAACUUUAAAUUGUGCAUUAAAGGUGUUGCAAAAAU
Gambusia affinis (western mosquitofish) is the source of this 3112-nucleotide messenger RNA. RefSeq names its product gastrula zinc finger protein XlCGF57.1-like. Gene Ontology annotation, molecular function: RNA polymerase II cis-regulatory region sequence-specific DNA binding; DNA-binding transcription factor activity, RNA polymerase II-specific. Bases 143 to 1678 code for a protein of 511 amino acids. NCBI's taxonomy places the organism in Eukaryota, Metazoa, Chordata, Actinopteri, Cyprinodontiformes, Poeciliidae. Gene Ontology annotation, biological process: regulation of DNA-templated transcription. The record is from RefSeq and is a predicted model, not a curated record. The transcript has 2 exons.